Messenger RNA from Chara braunii, 2212 nucleotides. Lineage: Eukaryota; Viridiplantae; Streptophyta; Charophyceae; Charales; Characeae. The record is from the annotation of a GenBank genome assembly.
CUAGGGCAGUUAUGAACAACCGGCCGCUUUUUCGCAAUUUUUUUUUUUUUUUUUUUCCCAUAUGCAGGGUAGGUAGAGAAAUGGUGACGGAGGAGGGGAUCGAUGACCAGCAGAGCGGAGGGAAUCAGGGCACGAAUGGGGAUGGGGAACGAAACGAGAGAUCAGCCAGGGAUCGAGAGUCAGCCAAACUGGAAGGAACCCGAGAAGAUAGAAAGGAUGCCUCAAUUGCAGAAAGCUCGGGGAAAGUUGGGGGUAGCAAAAGGGGAUCUCAUAAAAAUAGGGAAGGGGGAAACGAUAUGAGAACAAGUCCUCGGAACUCAGCAGGAGCCACCCCUAAAAAGACGGAAGUCCUGAAUACCCGUCGUAAACUGGCAGAGAUAGAAAAGCGGACUGUAAAAUUUAAGGCAAGACUUAUCGAGCAGAUGAUGGCCGGGGAUGAGGAGGACCCCCAGGACGCAGGGUCGCGUGAAGGGCGUAGGAUCGGUCAGGACGACGCCAGGUACGAAGGAAAGCAUAAUAGUCACAAGGGAACGCCUAACAAAAAGGGGAAGGACAAGGACGGAACGCUGAAAACCGGGGAGGAGCAGAGGGAAAGCAAGGAGGGGGAAGGGACUAGUGCAGUUGGGGAAGGGGGUAGCUCCGAAGGUGGGCUCAAGAAGAUAGUCACCACCCUCACCCGGGCACUGAACAAAAACCAGGGGUACCUCGCAGAUGCAAAGAAGAAACUCACGUUCGACGGGGCAAACAUUACGGAGUUUCAGAUAGACUAUGAGAACCUAGCAGCCUUACUGAAAUGGACGGAAGAGGAAAAGAUGGAGCACCUAGGGCAGAACGUGUCGCUAGGCUUGGGAAGGGACAUUAUGGUCAUCGUCGCCUCCAGUGGAUCCUGGAAAGAAACCAGGAAUGAGAUGAUGAGGAAAUAUCUGAAGGCAGAAAAAAUGGCAACAGAGGCCGAAUUAGCCGCAGUCCAUAGGAAAAACUAUGCGACUUACAACGAUUUCCUAAGGAUAUUUACGUUAGUGGCAUUGCGAAUUCCUGGGGUAACGGACCGCAUAAUGAGUAAAUACUUCCUCAGGCAGUUCUCCGAGUUUGAUAAGGAUAAGAUUCCGUCAGCAUACCGGCAGACUAGUAAGGUAAAUAUCACCACUCGCCGGGCUGGCGCAGAAAAGAAGCUUAUUCAAGAUACAGUAAUGGAAGAACUCGCAGGGACUAGCACGGGCCAGCAAGAGACCGAAGUCGGGGAACAAGAGAAGGUCUAUGGGAAGCUAAGGGAGGACGAACCGGUAGAUAAGGCUACGGCGGCAAAAAAGAAGUUCAGGUAUCGAAUUCCGAUCCUGACUUCGCCAGAAAUCGAUGGCACCUUGAGUAAGCUACUGGGUACCAUGGUAUCGGUGUCUUUUCAGACCAUGCUGCAAGCCAGCCCGAGGCUGCUUAAAGGACUCAGGCAGUUGCUAACGCGUAAGCGCGUAGAGGUAGAGGAGGCCCCAGAACUGCAAGAGCAGGACAUGGAAGAGGCCGAGGCACCGCAAGGAGUCUCCAACCUCCAAAGCAUUCCAGGGGGCCUGAGAGAUUUGGAGAAAGCCUUUGCGGACAUCCGCCUAAGCCUACAGGAUCGUGAAGGUGGCGAAGUCAUGAGGGCGCCACCCGGAACAAAGCUUAACUUUCAUGCAUUACCAGUUGGGAAACUUAAAGUUCAAAUCGGAACUCACCACACGGACGCGUUAGUGGAUGGCGAAGCAGAAAUCACCCUCAUACGUCGAGAUUUUGCAACGGUCACGGAGUGCACGGUAAACAAGGAAGUUGCGGGGAGUAUCCGGGGAGCUGGGGGCAAAAUUCCUUUCACAGGGUAUGUCACCAAAUGCGCGGUUAAGGCAGGAAUCCGGGAAUCCAUUUGGUCUUUCCAACGGAUGACCGCCAUGGAAGAAAUGAACCACGACAUAAUCCUUGGGAGACCAUGGUGCACCAAUGUAGAAAUGAUAGGAAUGCAUCUGCAUGACGACACAUACAUGGUAGACAUAGAGGACCCAGUGACCGGCCGUGGAGAACUCCGACUUCUUGGGACCGGAGGGGACCCUCCAAAGGGCAAAUUGACAACCUGGUCUCCAACAUUCGAAGAAAGUGCGCGGAAGGGGGCUUUCGCACGAAUGGAAGACAUGAUGGAAAGGGUAUAAAUUAUGAUUGAGGAGGCUUUUAGUAAAAAAAAAUGGAUCAA